GGGGCAGGCCGAGGCAGGCAGUGUGCCCAUGGCUGGUGAUCGGCGGCCUUUGCCUCUCCGCGCGCGUCUGUGUAUGUGUGUGUGUAGUCCACCCCACCACUAGCCCUUCUUCCACACCAGCUGCCCCUCUCGCAGGUGCCUGGGGAUUCUUACCUACGACUAGAGGCGGAGAGCAGCGGAAGUAGCUGUGGAGUGUGGAGCCUAAAGCGAGUCACAAUGUCGUGCUGACCCUUACUGCAUCUAGGGGCUCAACCCCCUCGCCCCUAUCACACGUACACACACACACCUCCCUUAGGGCGCAGCCUCUUCUCCCAUAUUACUAUUAAUCUCUCCUACUGUCUCGUCGCCUUCGCCUGCCACCAUGACUGUGGACACGUCCGAGGUGGUGACCCUGUUGAGGAAAGGGGACAAAGUGGGAGUGUUGGUAUACCUGAGGAAUGGCGGCGACCCCAACGCGCGGAACCACCUGGGAUGGACGCUCCUGCACCUGGCCUGCGUCGAGGGCCAGACUGAGGUCGUCGAGGUCCUCUUGGACGCCGGCGCUUCGGUGAAUUCCUGCACUACAGACAGUUGUACGCCUCUUCACCGGGCGUCUGCUCAAGGCUACAGCGCCGUCGUAGAGCUUCUGCUCAAGAAGAACGCCUAUGUCAAUGCCCAGGACAAGGCGGGGAACACUCCCCUACACGAGGCCGCCAGGGGCCUCCACACAGCCGUCGCCAAACUGCUUAUAGGCAAGAAGGCGGACAUGGCCAAGACCAAUCGUAAGAACCAGGGAUUUUUACAACUGGUGGGUCAACAGUUGAUGCCAGUGGUGGAGUCUGGGGACUGCGAGGUGCUGGUCCAGUGGUUGGACUGGGGUCUGAGUCCGGACACUAAGGGCAACCUCCACUGGUCCAUCCUUCACCACGCGGCAGCCAGGGGCCAGCUCAACAUCGUCUCUCUCCUCAUUGAGAGGGGUGCCAACAUCAACGCCGAGGACAGCAACCGGACAACGCCCCUCCACACUGCCUCCUUCCACGGCCACCUUCGCGUUGUGGACCUCCUCGCCGACGCCGGAGCCAACCUCAACGCCGCGGAUCAGCGCGGCAACACCCCUCUCCACUCGGCCAUAGAGGGAGGCCAUCCACACGUGAUUUCCCUACUGCUACAGAAGGGCUGCGACACCUCCAUACCCAACAAGGAGGGUCAGAUCUUCACCCACCUGGUGAACGAGUUCCUGGUGAAUGCCGUCCACUCCGCCAACGCAGGCCAAGUGACUAGCCUCUUGAAGGGGCAGGCGGACCCUAACUCUCUGGAUUCCUUCGGCUUUCCGGUCCUCUGUCACGCUGCCUUCAAGGGUGAUGUGCUGAUUACGGACGCCUUGCUGGAGGGUGGCGCGAACCCAAACCUUACUGACGCAGGGGGCAAGACUCCCCUGCACCACGCCGCCUACUGGGGCCACCUCUUCGUUCUUAAGGCGCUCCUGGACAAGGGCGCAACGGUCAAUGUCCAGGACAAGAAUGGGUCGACUCCCCUACACGAGGCGGCGAGGGAAGGAGCGGAGGACGUGAUCACGGUGCUGGUGGGUCGGGGAGCAAAGCUCAACGCCGCCGACGACCAGGGCAACACGCCCCUUCACGCUGCCGCCAGGUGGGGCCAGACCGCAGCCGUCGAGCUCCUCAUGGAGAAGGGCGCCGUAGAUACCGUCAAAAAUAAGAGCGGACUUCUCUACUCGGAUCUGGCGCUGAUCCGUGCAGUUCGGACAGAGGACAGGACUCAAGUGAUGGCAGGACUGGCGUGGGGCGGUGACCCUAACAGUCGAGACCCUCGCGGCUGGACCCUGCUCCACCACGCUGUCUACAAGGGGACGCUUGACAUCUGCUUCUUGCUGCUGGAGUGUGGCGCCAACGUCAACGCUGUCGACUCCCACGGCAGGACGCCCCUCCUACUGGCUGCCUACCGCGGCAAUCAUCAGAUCAUGCAGGUGUUGCUGGACGAAGGCUCGGACAUCAACGCCCAAGACUGGAUGGGUCAGACCCCGCUGCACUGGGCGGCCAGCGAGGGUAGCGUGGACACCGUCCACCUCCUGCUGGAGCGCGGCGCCGACACCUCCGUCAGGAGUAAGGAUGGCCUCCUCUACACCGACAUGCUGUUGAAACACCUGUACCUGGCUGUGAGACACAACGACGCCGACAAGGUGGUGGGGCUGGUGCGCGCGGGGGCUGACCAGUUCGCAGAGGUUGAGGGCACCGGACUCAACCCCCGCGAAGAGGCCAAGCGACAAGGCCUCUACGACAUCCUUCGGCAGAUGGCCGCGCUCGCCAAGAAAGAACCCCGGCCUGAAGACGACAAAAUUGUAGCUCUCGAAGAUGUCUAUAGGCUGUUUGAAGACGGAUAUAUCACUGAGGACGCCGACUCCAGCUCCGCAGUGGAAGGGAGGAGCGAGACGAUUGAGGACGAGGAGGAGACUGACGACACCGAAGAAGAUGCCUACUGGAAAAUGUCCAAUGCUUACGAGGUCCUCACUGUCGAGGAGGCCUUCAAGGAUGAAGAUGACUGGCUGGAAGCAUGGAUGGAAAAGCCGAAGGUGAUUUCUGCCAAAGAGCUCUUCGAGGAAGAUCACGCCGCCUUCUGGGAGAACUGGGAGGAAAAACCCGAAGUCGUAUCUGCGAAAGAGUUCUUCAAAGAAGAUAGCAAUUGGUGGGAAGAUCAAAGCGAUAAAGAGAACCUUGGCAGAGCUGAUGAAAAGGAAAAUAACCCACAAUAUAUAUCAGCUAAAGAGUUCUUCAGGGACGAUGAGUGCUGGUGGAGGGACGCCGUCGAGGACCUGGACACAUCCCAGGGAGUUUCCGCUGAUGAAUGUGAAGGGGCAGAAGGGAUGCCUAAGAAAAUAUCAGCCAAAGACUAUUUCAAAGAUGAAAAGCCAUGGUGGGAGACAGAGGAAGAGGAAAAGAAAAAUGUGAUAUCGGCCAAAGAAUUCUUCAAAGACGAGGACAAACCAUGGUGGGAGACAGAGGAGUUUACUGAGCAAGAGAAAUCCAAGGGCUUCUGGAGUGAAUUAAAAAAAAGCUCGGACACUGCACACUUAUUUAACUGUUACUCUUCAGUCAGUGAAGAAGAGGAGGACGAGGUAACUGCAAGUAGAGACGAGGAGGACGAGGAGGAAGAUGAAAGUAGCAUAUCAGAAUCGAAUGAGGAUGAAAUGGAGUCAUCGAGUAGAACAGAUGACUUCGAGGACGCCAACGAUAGCCUGCUCAGCGACACCAGUACCAUGUACAGUGUGAGUGAAGGGGAGAGACUCCAAGCUAGCGUGGUCUUUAGGGAUACUCCAUGGUGGGAAGCAGACUCCCAGUUAGACCAAACCAGCCCAAGGGAGUCACAGGCAACGAUGCCAUGUGUCUCGCAGGAAAAACAGUGGCAAGACGACCUGAGUGAAGCGAGUGAAGCAACCGAAACUCUUGAUAUGGAUACGAGUGAAAUCAGUGAGGCAGCGACGACGACGGAGUUCUUUCACUCUACUUCACAGAACCCGCAGAUUGAGCCAGAGUUCAUGACUGGCGUUGAGAAGAGCAAACGAAGUAUUAUGGAGAAAAUGAGAACGGAAAUUGAUGUUGAAGAAGAUGCAGAUGACGAAAUUGAUUCAGACGAAGAUGAGGAAAGAGAAACAGACGAAGGUGACAAAGGAUUAGGUGAAGAGUACAACAGUGAAUGUGACGAGAUCAAAAGCGAGGAUGAAAUAGAGGAUAUAUUGGAUGAGGAACUUGGAGUAGAAGAGAGCGAGAGUGAAAACGAUGGAAACGAAGAAGACAGUGACAACAUUCCCUCGAGAACAAAUAGUCCAUCGCCAGGAAUUGAGGUCUCUGGCAUUGCGAACAUUACAGCUGUUAGUGAUGAGAGAAAGAAAAACAUUAUGCCUUCAGUAGAGAUAGACAUGUACGAUCAAGAGAGUGACACCACAAAAUCUAGAACUUGUACUAGAGAUGGAGAAACUGAACCAGUUGAGAAAACAACUUUCAAUUUGCUUGCAGAUUCGGUGAGUAAUGCAGAGUGUUUAGCCAAAGAAGAUACUAACAUAAUCGUAGAUAUAACUAACACUUUGCUAGACCCAAAUCAGUUAUCUGUUGACUCUCACUACAUGGAAGGUAACCUCCAAAAAUCUGAUUCACAGACGAGUGGAUAUGAAUCGAGUUUAUCCUUGUCAGAAACUAAAAUCAAAGAAUGUAAAGUUAGUGUAGUUCAUGAAUGUAGUGAAGAUAGUGCAGUCAAGCGAGAUGAGUGUAAAAGUACUGAACCGUCCUAUGAUGCGAGGGCAGCAACAGGGGUAAAUGAUUUACUUGAAAGAGAGGACAGCGAACCAUUGACCGUCGAAUCAGUGACAGUCACGACUCACGACGAUGAAGUUAACAACCUGCAGAUUGAUGCAGAAAUAAAUAAUGAAGGAAACGCAGAAGAUAUCAAUACAACUCAAGGGAAAUCAGAUGAUGUUGAAAGGAUUGUAAUUCACAUGGAACUUGACACAGGCGAUAUCACAGUAGAUGCAAGUGAGACUAAAGAAGAAAUUGUACAAAAAUUACAGUGUAAACUUUCAGAGGAAGAAAGAAAAGAGAGUAAUGUGGAAAACAUAAUUUACGCUCAUUCUACUAAUAUGAAACUUGUAAAACCCAAACCAACAGCAGCCGCGACUUUAUCCAAUAGUUCUGCUCUUAAAGAAAAUUUAGGAGACAAAACAGCAGUGAAUAAAAUGGAUGACUGCUUGGCUAAAGUCGACGCGAGUCUAGCCUGGGUGGAUGCUCGCUUGACUGAAGACUCCGGCAGUAGGACGGUGAAGGGACGCUCUGUUGAACACAUAUGCGGGAAGCAGCAAGCCGAGGACGCGAGGCCCUUCGCUGUGGUCCCCACACGGGGAGGAGGAGCACCAGCAGGCGUGACUCCUAAGUACUGCGGGGUCGGCAAGAUCACCAAAUCCCAAGGCAGGGUUGAUAGCCCCGCGCCACGUACCAAGAGCAGAACCACAGAAAAGGACUCAGUGCUCCUCAUGAAAGUUCAUGUGCAUGUGCCCGAGGAAAGUAGCAACUUGAGACCUGUUGAAGAAGGUGCUGUCGUCAUCCAUCACGGGACUAUUUCACAACAUAUCACUCCUACUGACAGCAAAAUCACCGGAGGAACGUUUCUCGGGGUGGUCAACACUGCGAACUCAGAGUCAAAGAAGAGUUCCAAAUAUGUUUCUCGGUUAUCAGAAGGCAUUGAUUUAGAGGAUACUGACUUAAAUACACCCAGCCUAAAACCAAAUCAUCAAAUAUUAGCAAGUAAAGCAUAUAUGGAGACUGAAGCCGUGACUGACAAACAAAAGAAAAGCGACCCAGCCACCACACAGGAACUCCUCAGUUGCGUCCGAACCAGCGCCAAGGAAAUAAAUACUCAAACCGGUGAGGAAAUUCCCUCCAGAAAGGUAUUCGAUGAGGGAAUUUCCUCACCAGCAACAGAGGAGGAGAGAGGUCAAGACGAGGGCAGCGUACCGUGCACUUCCCCCACCACGGUGGCGUCCACCAACGGUGAUGAGGACAAAUGUGAAGCUCAUGUCAACAGUGUUACCCAGGAAGAUCACCAUCUGGCAGACGAACAGGAAGAUCACCACUUGGCAGACGAGCAGGAAGAUCACCACCUAGCAGACGAACAGGAAGAUCACCACCUGGCAGACGAACAAGAAGAUCACCACCUAGCAGACGAACAGGAAGAUCACCACCUGGCAGACGAACAGGAAGAUCACCACCUAGCAGACGAACAGGAAGAUCACCACCUAGCAGACGAACAAGAAGAUCACCACCUAGCAGACGAACAGGAAGAUCACCACCUGGCAGACGAACAGGAUGAUCACCACCUAGCAGACGAACAGGAAGAUCACCACCUGGCAGACGAACAAGAAGAUCACCACCUAGCAGACGAACAGGAAGAUCACCACCUGGCAGACGAACAAGAAGAUCACCACCUAGCAGACGAACAGGAUGAUCACCACCUGGCAGACGAGCAGGAAGAUCACCACCUAGCAGACGAACAGGAUGAUCACCACCUGGCAGACGAGCAGGAAGAUCACCACCUAGCAGACGAACAGGAAGAUCACCACGUAGCAGACGAGCAGGAAGAUCACCACCUGGCAGACGAGCAGGAAGAUCACCACGUAGCAGAUGAACAGGAAGAUCAAAAUGGACCAAAUGUUCCAACCAGCGAUGAUAGAAACAUCAGGAUGAAUGUUAUGAACCAGCAGAAAACAGAGUUGUCUCAUGAAAGUUCUCCAGAACGACCAACAGCGACUGGUGCUAGUGAAGUUCCCCGUCGUCCCCCUCGAGAAACCGUCUGGCGAUGUAGCACUUACGAAGCGAUGAGUCUUAGUGACUACGACAACCUUGCAUUCCUAAUCCGGAAGUCAGCUAGCUCUCCGGCCUGCUGGAUCGCCAAGAAGACCCUCAGUAUAGAGUCUUUGGACAAGGCCAGGGAUGACCCUUCAGAGGAGGCUUCGCUUAAAUGUACUGCAACAGGCCAGAGACGUGCCCCAUCAGACGAAGCUUCGUCCAAAUAUAUUAAUACUGGCCAAAGGCAUUUCCCCUCUGAAGAAGCUUCGUCUGAAAGCACUACUAGCAACAAGCAUGUCCCCUCAGAGGAAACCUCUCCACAGUGCACUACUGAUUUGAAACAUAUUCCCUCGGAAGAAUAUUCUACGACUGGUCAAAAUCAGGGGCAUUUGUCAGAGACAUUGUUCAAAGUUGAUGGUGGUCAGAAUUAUGGCUCUGUCACUGAAGAACCUCUGACCCAGCUCUCAGAGUCAGAUGAUGUGAAGGCAACUCGUCCAAGUGCAGCCAAAACUCCCAGCAGUAGAUGUCAUGUAGAUAGAUAUGCAAACAUUGAAAGUAGACACCAUGUAGAACAAGCCAGUAGAAGUAGAUGUUACAGUAGAAGGGCCAAUAUAAACUCCCAUGAACAAACUGAGAGACAGUCAGAGACUCCCUGUGACAGAGACAGCGUUAUUAAGAAAAUUCCACAAACGUCAGUUGCAUGCGAGGCUACCGUAUCAUCGGCCGCCCCACCCACACCAGUAGCAGCUCAGGCAUGUUCUAACUCUAGUGAAAGUAGCACCGCUCCAGAUCCGCUCCUUAUUCCUCCACGGAGAAGGGAACGCAAAAUGCAAAAUCAAACUGUAAAUGACAAAGAUGAUGGACAUAGUGCAAACAGCAAAUCUACUACUAAUGCGCCAAAAACGCCUACUAACACCACUUUGUUGUAUGACCCAGAUAAAAAAGAGGACCGUAAAAUAGCGGAAGCCUCGCAAAUAGCGCCUGGCGCUCUUCAAGUACAUCAAGCGCCUGCUAUAUCAAGCAAGGAUCCCAAGAAGGACCAAAACAAGACCAAAGAGGUAAGCACAGAGUGGACCAGCCUAUUCUCGCUUACAUCUGCUAUACUGCUUAUGCAAAAUCUUGCUUUUAUAUAUUUCAUUUUAAUUCCUUUCUUGAAAAUAAUGACCUCAUUCUUGUAGUUUCUACAAAAGCAGUUGCUUUAUAGUUUGCAGAACAUGAAGACAAUUCACAUCAUGCACGCAAAACCUGGUUGUAACAGUGAAAUAUACAGAUCAAGUUUUGGGGGUAGAGAUGACGCCGGUGUUCAAUAUUCUUUGCAGUUGUGCGCGGUGGCGGGCAAGUCAGACCCCGUCAGGAAGUCCUCCUCCUGCCACAUAAGUUGAUCCACGCCACAUACCCUCAGCAGUGCUCACAUACUUGCCACUGCGUUGUUCACAUCCUUCGUGGCGUUGUCUGAUACGUUCAUGGUUCAGUACGAUACUUUCAUGGUGCCGUACGAUAUCUUCGUGGUGCCGUACGAUAUCUUCGUGGUCUCGUACGAUACCUUUAUGGUACCAUGCUAUAUCUUUAUGGUAACGUCCGAUGCCUUCAUGGUACCAUACGAUACCUUCAUGGUUGCGUCCGAUACCUUCAUGGUACCUUACGAUACCUUCAUGGUAUCAUACCAUACCUUCAUGGUAUCAUACCAUACCUUCAUUGUACCGUCUAAUAGCUUCAAGGUACUGUGCGAUACCUAUAUGGUACCAUACAAUACCUUCAUGGUACCUUACAAUACCUUCAUGUACCAUAUAAUACCUUCAUGUACCAUACAAUACCUUCAUGGUACCGUGCUAUACCUUCAUGGUACUGUGCGAUACCUUCAGGGUAUCGUGCGAUAUUUUCAUGGUACCGUGCGAUAUUUUCAAGGUACCGUGCGAUACCUUCAUGGUACCAUACGAUACCUUCACGGUACCGCACGAUAUCACCAUGGUAUUAUGCUCAAAUAAAUAUAUUUUUCGUCAUUCCGUCACAAGCGAGUCCAAUGUUCCAGCAAUCAAUAUUGUAAUCUUCCGCGAUCGAGCUUCAGCUCUUUGGUCCCGCCUGUAUACGUUGUCAAUUAUGUGACAGCCCAUAUGAACAAGACACGUCUGCCCCCAGAAUUUGAAUUAAAUAUAUUUGUAAACUGAUAACCACGUAAUAAUGUAUCUAUAGGAUGCUAACAUCGCAAGCAGUGACUGCUGCAUGUGGAAAUGUUUGUGGAAUACGAUAUAAAGCUGUUUAUAAUCAAGAAAAAGCUGUUGUUCAUCCAAAUUAACGAUAAAUCUGAAAUAAACUCAGAGAAACGUCCAUUCCAUCAUUUAGAGUGCUCCCUCUCCUCCUCUUCCUCCUGUCAUGCCUUUUGCUGAUAAAGUGAUUAUGUUGAACCCCCGUGGAGUCUGACUGGCUCACUGCUCUGUCUUGGUGUCGGCAGUAAAUAGCAGUUCCAUGUGUUGCCCCCAGCACAACCCCAGAAAAUCCUUGGGAGAUUUAGUCACACAUAGAUUCACUUCCUCCUUCAGGGACUAAGUGAUUCUAGCACAUGGACUCUGUCUUUCAGGAACUAUAGGUGAUUCUCUUUCAAACAAGUUAUAUGUAAAUGAUCACCAUGUUUCUGUAAUGUUCCAAAAGAUUGUGAAAACAUAUUAUUGGCAGUAAAGUGUUCUCUGUUAAAGCAUUACUGAUCGACACAGAGUUGUGGAUAGGCUACAAAUACCAAGUUUCGCUGCUUUCAAUAAUUUUAACCUGACUGCCAAUAUUUUGACCACUUGCAUCAUUUUUAUUGUUCAUUUGCACAUUAUUUUCACUCCCGUUUAUAUUCCUUUUUUAUUGUGAUUUUGCAAGUUUUAUAAUAAAAACUGGAGAUAUGCAAGGUACAGGUUGCAGUAUCAAUAGAUAGUACUAAAUACAUUUCAGUCAUUAUUUAUCUUGUAUCAGGUGGGACAUGUUGAAUGCAAGUAUUUGCAUACAAUGAUGCAUCCCAUAUCAGACUGCUUAAUAUGUGCAACAGUACUGUUUAAUAUGUGCAACAGUACUGUUUAAUAUGUGCAACAGUAGUUUAAUAUGUGCAACAGUAGUUUAAUAUGUGCAACACAGUACUGUUGAAUAUGUGUAACUACUGUUUAAUAUGUGCAACAGUAGUUUAGUAUGUGCAUCACAGUACUGUUUAAUGUGUAACAGUACUGUUUAAUAUGUGCAACAGUAGUUUAGUAUGUGCAACACAGUACUGUUUAAUAUGUGCAACAGUUCUGUUUAAUAUGUGCAACAGUACAGUUUAAUAUAUGCAACAGUACAGUUUAAUACGUGCAACCGUACAGUUUAAUACGUGCAACCGUACAGUUUAGUAUGUACAACCGUACUGUUUAAUACGUGCAAACAGUGUUGUAGAUAAGUUAUAUGUUCCCAGCCAAGCCUAGUCACGUGCAUGCUGUUUGGCUCUUGUAAAAUGAGAACGCGGCAGAAGUACCCACAGGAUGAUCUCGCAGGACCAUACUAAUGUAGAUUAUAUGGUAGGCUACACAAUAUAAUCUAUAUGUCCUGCUAUGACUAAAUAUGUAAAGUGUUUAUUGACACAGCUAGGAAGAUGGCCUUAUAUUAGCGAUACACUGAUAUACUUAUAUCAGCAGUAUAUCCUAUCCCAGUACCAAUAGGUACGCGAUAUAUCCUACUCCAGUAUCAUAGACUUUAUCAAUGAAACCUAUUAUGGGUGGUUAUAAAUAGGAGCUGCCUCGUAUGGGCCAAUAGGCCUUUGUUUUUGUUCUUAUGGUGCUUAAAAACACAAUAGCAGAAAAACUCAACUUGUGGUACUUGUAUCUGCCAAUGGACUCAACCUUCAAAAGCUUUUGGAAAAAAAGUUUGUCUUGAUGUAGUUGAUUGUGGUUAUAUCACGUUAAAUAUGCUAUCGCCUCCCUUUAAAACACACGAGAAGACUGUUGUGGUCACUGCAUGUUACUGUAUCUCACAGUCGAUGCUUAUAAAAUAUGCCUAGGCUUCCUUGCGAAUGUGUGUGUGUGUGGCUUUGUCUUUUCCACACAUAAUGUACUGAUCAGUGCAGCCCCAAACUGGACAUACAUCUGUGGUCUCUCACACUGCGUAUACAUGUAUGCUCCCUCUACACUGCGUAUAUAUCUAUGCUCCCCGCACUGUGUAUACAUGUGUGCUUCCCUUUUGCCUCUAUACAUCCUUUAUCCGCCUUCUAUACCUCUCCCUUCUCCACUGGCUGUCCCGUCUUCUCUCAAGUACCCAGGCACCAUUUAAUGCCAGGUGCUCGAAUUUGUCUCCCAGUAUAGAG
Messenger RNA from Procambarus clarkii (red swamp crayfish), 10632 nucleotides. RefSeq lists its product as uncharacterized. NCBI's taxonomy places the organism in Eukaryota, Metazoa, Arthropoda, Malacostraca, Decapoda, Cambaridae. Gene Ontology annotation, molecular function: protein binding. The record is from RefSeq and is a predicted model, not a curated record.